GUGCUUGCAGUUAACCUUAAAAAGCACUGAUCUUCUAAUCCCAUUACUUAUCACAACAACACACACACUUACCCACAAUCCCCUGCCUUCUCCCACAUACUUUAUAACCCUUUACCCAAGUUUAUACUUCACCCAUAUUAAACAAUCCCCCAAAUUGUUAAACAUUUCCAACGUGACCAUUCUUCAGUGCUCUAAUGCCUGAAUGUCUUUUAUAAUUUGUAUUCAUGUAUAAGCGAACACAUACAUAAAAAACCUCUGCCAAUUUACUAUUUUUAACGUAUAUGAGAGUGUUAAGAUGGUGGACUCGUGCAAGGGUGUCUCUAAACAUAAACACAUGUCCACUCCUCCGCAGGAGUUAAUCUCCUCCCCUCCCCGUCUCAGGAUACAGGUGAGCUCUGAAUGUGUUCUCACAUAAGCUGGACAGCUUCUCAAGGCAACACGGAAACAAACGAAUGAAUGAGGACUCUCUGACCUCAGGAUACCAUAUAGCUACACUUAGAGACUUUUGAAAUUUCUCAAGGUUUCUCUUUAUCCCGUAGUGAUUGUGUUUACAGAACCUGACCACGCGGACAGCGUUCUUUGGUGGAUUGUUAAGGGUUGUACUGUUUAAAAUGGAACUACAGAAAGCAUCAAACGGUCACCAUGAUCUCAGCCCUGACAAAAUUCCUGAGAAUGGAUUUGAUGCCCUUGAAAACAUGACAGAUGGUGAUAUUUUCCUCCCCAAUAAGAGCAAUGGAAAUACAGAGACUCAGUUUACAGAUUUCGAGGGAAAGACUUCUUUUGGAAUGUCUAUUUUCAACCUCAGUAACGCCAUUAUGGGCAGUGGAAUUCUGGGACUGGCUUAUGCCAUGGCCAACACCGGAAUCAUCCUUUUUGUAUUCCUGUUGAUAUGCAUAGCUAUCCUCUCUGCCUACUCCAUACACCUGCUUCUGAAGAGUGCAGGAGUGGUUGGGAUCCGUGCAUAUGAACAGCUCGGGAACCAUGCAUUUGGUCGACCUGGGAAAAUCUUAGCAGCAUGCAUUAUAACACUGCACAACAUUGGAGCAAUGUCCAGUUACCUGUUUAUUGUGAAAAUAGAGUUACCUCAUAUUAUUCAGGGUCUUCUGGAAAUGCCAGAUAGCUCAGAUUACUGGUUUGUUGAUGGGAGGUAUCUCAUCAUUAUCGUUAGUGUAUUCGCCAUUCUUCCCCUGACAUUGAUGAAACGACUUGGGUAUCUGGGCUACACCAGUGGUUUCUCUCUUGGCUGCAUGGUCUUUUUCCUCAUAUCUGUCAUCUACAAGAAGUUUGUCAAAGAGUAUCCUGAUGAACACAGCUAUAACGAAACUGUGCCCACUGAAAGCAUAUACAACUCCGCCAAUGACAUGAGUGAAGCCAAAUUUAUAACUAUCAACCCAGAGACUGCUUUCACCAUUCCCAUUAUGGCAUUUGCUUUUGUGUGUCACCCUGAAGUGUUGCCCAUUUACACAGAACUCAAAAAUCCAAGCAAGAAACGCAUGCAAAAUGUUGCUAAUAUCUCCAUUUUGGCCAUGUUUGUCAUGUACCUGCUGACUGCCACCUUUGGCUACCUCACAUUCUAUGGAAAUGUGAAGCCAGAGCUUCUGGAGAUGUACAGUAAAAAAGACACCCUGAUGCUGUGUGUUCGGCUGGCUGUGCUGAUAGCAGUGACACUGACCGUUCCCGUGGUCCUUUUCCCGAUUCGUCGUGCCGUCUUGCAGCUUCUUUUCCCUGAUAAGCCUUUCCACUGGGUGCAUCACAUCUCCAUCGCUGUAUGCCUCCUCUUCUUAGUCAACCUGCUCGUCAUCUUCGUCCCCAACAUUCGUGACAUCUUCGGCUUCAUCGGUGCCACAUCUGCUCCCAGCCUCAUUUUCAUUCUUCCGGGAAUAUUCUACAUUCGCAUCGUCUCUGAAGAACAGGAGCCGUUGAAAUCUCGGCCAAAGAUCCAGGCGAUUGCAUUUGUGACACUGGGUUUCAUCUUCAUGAUUAUGAGCAUUACGUUCAUAAUAGUAGAGUGGGUCACCGGAAAGAAGACGUCGGGUGGCCACUGAGAGAGCACAACUGAAGACCAAAUCUAAUACAGAACAGAAACUCAUCCUCUGCACCAGGUUCAAUUUCACUUAGUUUGAUAGAUAUCAAACACGUUAACUCCUCAAUUUCUGUAUGUCCAAAAUAAAAAAUGGCUAGUUACCUAAAUUCAAGAAGAAUGCAAAGAAGAGUGGUAACAAACAUAUGAUCUUGAAUAAUUAGAGCUAUGAUGUCUACACUGGACGCGACAGGUGUCGGGCUGCGCCACUCGUAUCCGGUGUAGACACGGUGUAAGAACAUUUUGAAACUAUUUAUGGAGUUUUUAAUGAAAGUCAAUUUUACACACAAAGGUAUUGCUGUUAUGACUGGCAGAUGGAAUGGAACUUCCUAAACUAUACAAAACUGGUGAAAAACUGUGAUACUGAGAUGAGAAUUCACUCGUCUAUAUUGCCAAAGUUGUAAACAUGCAGUUUGAAAUCUACCUCCUUCUACACAGAGCAAUUUUACAGUUACAGCGUCUGUUUUUACAGCUCAUAGUGCAUAUUUUGGGCUCCAAAAAUCUUUUAUUAUGAAAACUCUGGUUUAAUAUACAAUUUUCAUUCUGAAAACAAUUUUAUCAACGUGAAAUGUUAGAAUCUGAUGAUCCUAGACAAUAGACUAAUUUGAUCAUAAUCUUCAAAUAUAUAUUUUUUUUGUUUUCUUGUUUAUCCUAAAACUGAUCCUUAAACAUUUUAUUUCCAGAGUUAAUUUUGAUUUUGAAUCCCACAUAUGCAAUUUGGUCUCAAACCUUUGGACCCCACUGUAUGUGAAUUUCAGUUAAUUUAAUUUUUGAUGAAUAAUAGGCAGUUCUAUUAGUCAACAUUUCUAAAAACAUUAUUUAAUUAGGAAGAGUGUACAGUUUUGUGAUGAACUUCAGCAUUAAGCGCAAUGCUUAAAUGUCAGAGGAAGAACCUGAAGUUAAUGUAUUGUAUUUAUUGGUAUUUUUAUGUCUCGUUGCAUCAUCAAAGAAAUGAAAUCUAUAGUACAAUAUGUCUUACAGUACACAAUUAGUGUUUAGCGCAGUUCUCGUUACCGUUAUAUGACAACAUUUCUUUACUCUGUUUUAGAGAGGAGAAGGAAUAUAAAUGUCUGAAUACUAAUUAUUUAGUAGUAUUCCAGAAACACACGACACUGUUGGGGAUUUUUCAUGUUGUAUGUCAUUUUGUUUGUUGUAUAAUUGGAAAAACUUUUUGAACAUCUUGAAAAUGAGUAUACUUUUAACAAACUUGAAAAAUGUUGUUGGAAUAAUUUAUUUGUGGUUUACAUGGUGACAUGUUGUGUUACAGUAACAAAAAAUUCCACUCCAGAAACGGGCCGAACAAUGAAUGAUGUUGAUAACUUUUUUUCUGAAAGGUCACUACAGUAUAACACAGCAUUGACAGGCCUGCAGAAUUCAUUAACAACAAUAAGCUCACAGAAAUGUUUCAGUGGUCAUACUAUGCCCAUCUGUGUUACUCCUCAUCAGUAUUUGUGAGUUUACAUGGACCAGGACUAAAGAUUUUUCCUGCUGGACAUAACAACUACUUUAUCAUAAAUGUCAGCAUGUAUGGUUGUUUUGUAUAGUCUUUUAUGUACAUAUUGUGUGUGAAAUGGAACAAGCUUUCCAUUAAUUGUUGUACAUCAGUGUACAUAUUCUGUGUACGUAUUCUUUUUCUGCACAGAUUGGGCCUGAAUGGUGAGCGAAAAUGAAGCCUAAUACAUUUAAUUUAAUUCACAUUUCCCCAUGAUUGUUUUUUAUAAAGUGCCUGACAUAAAAUAAAUGGAAACAACUGUAGCAUUCUGCAGUGGAUAAUUAGAAAUACAUGUAUUGUUGAAAACAUUGAUCCUGAAUAAUAACGUUGAAAUAUUGUGUAAAAACGAUGGGUUUAUUAUAUAAAACUAUUUUGUACAAAAAAAAAAAAAAAUCCAACCAAAAUCCAUAUAGAGUAUGUUUUAUGUAUUUGCAACAUCACGAACACAGUCUAGAGCAAUUUCAUUCCCAAAUGAGUAUGAAUCGUUUGACUAAAUGAUUCAGAUUCAUUAAAUGAUUCAUUGACUCACUUAAACUGAUGUCUGAAAAAGAAAUUAUAUAUAUAUAUAUAUAUAUAUAUAUAUAUAUAUACGUUCCGUCCAUAUAAGCUGCGAAUGCGCCAUACCCAGGCCGUCUGAGAGAAUGAGUUCACGGGCUAAUGAAUAUAAACAUGAUUAUAAGUUGAUCCCUUGUCAUUUGAGAUGUGAUUUAAAGCUUAAUAAAUUGUUGGGAAUAUGUAUGUAAAAUUA
This is a messenger RNA of Onychostoma macrolepis, 4320 nucleotides long. It is a transcript of the gene slc38a5a, whose product is annotated as solute carrier family 38 member 5a. Bases 612 to 2045 code for a protein of 477 amino acids. NCBI's taxonomy places the organism in Eukaryota, Metazoa, Chordata, Actinopteri, Cypriniformes, Cyprinidae. The transcript is spliced from 16 exons. Gene Ontology annotation, molecular function: glycine transmembrane transporter activity; L-glutamine transmembrane transporter activity. Gene Ontology annotation, biological process: serine transport; L-glutamine transport; glycine transport. The record is from RefSeq and is a predicted model, not a curated record.